CUAAGAGCGGGCCAAGUAAUCGCACCAAUAGUGCAGAUUCUGCGCCGCAGCGAAUGGCUGGCGGAUUCGGGUAGCGUCCGAAGGAAAUCGCUAUUGAAGAAAGGGAAGGUUGUCGCAGCUUCUGGACUGCAUCUCAAUCCAGCACAACUACAAUUCUCCCGGAAGCUUGAAUGCCCUCAAGCACUGCAACACAAGAGAGACUGUUGGAGCGAGAAAGCGAAUAAGGAUGGCUUCGACGUCCGAGACACCUGCGCCUGUCUCGGGAAUAACGGAGGAAGCAAGUAGCGAGGCGGUCCCCGCACCUCAGACGUCGACUUCACCUCGUUCACCUCGUUCACCACGUGCGCCAGCAUCACCGUCUCAGUCGCAUCCACAAAGCCCAACUACAAAUCCCCAGGAGGCUUCUAGCGCGGAAGUACCAGAGCCGAAUGUCAUAGGUGUCGACCAAGAGUGGGUAGACGAUGCCGACUCAGCUCUUGGAGAUGAUGUCUCGACUUAUUCCGCAUCACUAACAAGCGAAGUCUGGAAACACUCUUAUGAGUAUGGAAGGAGGUAUCAUGCUUACAAAGACUCAUCAGAAUAUAUUCGGCCAAACGAUGAGGUUGAAGUUGAUCGACUAGACAUGAUGCAUCACAUUUUCAAAGUAAUGAAAGGCGGAAAGCUGUUUGAAGCUACCGUUCCAAAAACCGUUCAAAGAGUUCUUGAUGUAGGGUGUGGCACUGGAAUAUGGACAAUGGAUUUCGCCGAUGAAUAUCCGUCAGCGGAAGUACUCGGUGUUGACAUCUCCCCAAUCCAACCAAAUCUCGUCCCUCCAAACGUAAAAUUCGAGAUCGACGACAUAGAAGAAGAAUUUGCCCACCCUCAACCUUUCGAUUAUAUUCAUUGCCGAUACAUGGCUUAUGCCAUCAAAGACUGGCCCCGUCUUGUUCAACAAAUUUACAACCAUACUGCCCCAGGCGGCAUCGCUGAAUUCACAGACUACGAUUUGACGUAUCGGAGCGAUGAUGGCACACUUGAUGGCACCACGCUCAAAGCAUGGGGUGACGACAUGCCUCGGGCCGGGCGUAUGAUAGGUCGUGAACCUUGUCCAGGCCUCCAUCUCGAAACCUGGAUGCGUGAAGCAGGCUUCACCGACAUCAUGCACAAGGUAUACAAGAUCCCCAUCGGACCAUGGGCCUCCGAUAAACAUCACAAAUUAUUGGGAGCGUAUAACUUCGUGAUGCUGAAUCAAGGAGCUGAAGCGUUUUCGUUACGACUGUUUAUCAAUGUCUUGGGGUGGUCGUAUGAGGAGGUGCAAGUCCUGCUGGCGAAGGUUAAGAGGGAUUUGAAGGAUAGGACGAUUCAUGCUUAUACGGAGAUGCAUUGUGUUUGGGGGCAGAGGCCGGUUUGAGUAGGCGUAACUUACUUAGCAGAUGUGUUGCUAUCUUCAAGUCCAAGGUCGUGUUUUGAACUUAAUGCUUUGGAAGGGUCAAUGAGUGAAAAGCCCAAUUCGGAUUUGUCGGUGUUCUUCCCUCGCCUUAGUAUUGUAUAUCCUUGUCAACUUGGACGUUGGAUGUUAUUUGGGGGCCGUGGAAUGGUGAUUGGGAGCUGGAGAGAGAGUUUGGAGCAUGAUGUGGAGGUGGUCAGAUCUGGCUGCUGAUGAUAGUAAUUGUGAUUUGUGCUACGGUCAAGAU
Molecule: messenger RNA, 1673 nt
Organism: Mollisia scopiformis
Lineage: Eukaryota; Fungi; Ascomycota; Leotiomycetes; Helotiales; Mollisiaceae
Product: S-adenosyl-L-methionine-dependent methyltransferase
Exons: 11
Coding region: 227-1390 (387 amino acids)
Molecular function (GO): methyltransferase activity
Source: RefSeq, a predicted model, not a curated record